UUUGUUUUUUUACGGUGGCUGGCCAGAUAUCAUUGUUUCAGUUAAGACCCCUUUUAACGUGCCAGGUGGGAAACUAGACCUCCGGUCCCCGCCCUACCUAUCUCCGUAACCCGUCGCUUUUUUUUAGGAUCAAGCCAGAGAAGGCUUUCCUGGGGAGACACAGAGACAACUACUGAUCCUUCUCUGAUCUAAUGGCUGGUCAGUCGAAGCAGGCGCGUCUGGGGCCAUGGGAGAGCGCAAUCGCCGGUGCAACCGGUGCAGUGCUGGCGAAUGCGCUCGUAUACCCACUGGAUCUUGUCAAGACGAAGCUUCAGGUCCAAGUUAAGAACCAAAAUGCUACCAAGAGUGUCGCUCCCGGAUAUGAGCAACACUACGAGUCCACCAUGGACGCCAUUAACAAGAUCGUCAAAGAUGAGGGUGUUGCGGGACUAUAUGCGGGAAUAAACGGUGCUCUGCUGGGAGUCGCGUCGACAAAUUUCGCUUAUUUCUACUGGUACUCGGUGGUACGAACGCUAUACAUGGCUUCCAACAAACUGCCCAAGCCCCCCGGCACUGCGAUCGAGCUUAGUCUCGGCGCCGUAGCUGGUGCUGUCGCGCAAAUCUUCACAAUCCCAGUGGCCGUCAUCACAACACGACAGCAGACACAGCCAAAGGGGGAUAAGAAAGGUCUGUUUGAUACAGGUCGGGAGGUCGUCAACAGCGAGGACGGUUGGUCUGGCCUGUGGAGAGGUCUGAAGGCCAGCUUGGUUCUUGUGGUGAACCCUGCCAUCACAUACGGAGCGUACCAGCGAUUGAAGGACAUUCUCUUCCCUGGAAAAGCGAGUCUCAAACCGUGGGAGGCUUUCGUCCUUGGUGCCCUUUCGAAAGCAUUGGCGACCAUUGCGACCCAGCCUUUGAUUGUCGCAAAGGUUGGUCUGCAGUCGCGUCCCCCUCCUGGUCGUGAGGGAAAGCCUUUCAAGAGCUUUGUCGAAGUUAUGCGAUAUAUCAUUGACAACGAGGGACCCCUUUCCCUCUUCAAGGGAAUCGGCCCUCAGAUCACCAAGGGGCUCCUGGUCCAGGGUUUCCUUAUGAUGACGAAAGAAAGGGUGGAACUCCUGUUUCUCGUUCUCUUCGCCUAUCUCCAGAAACUCAAGCAAUCGCGAUUGCGGAAGGCGGCCGACGCUGCCGCUGAGAAGGCUAAGACCAGCCUUCCGGCUACUCUGAAAUAGUCCUACACACUUCCCUUUUACAUGUAUCGUCUGUUUCCUGUUUCUGUGGCCUU
This is a messenger RNA of Paecilomyces variotii, 1261 nucleotides long. RefSeq names its product putative peroxisomal carrier protein. The record is from RefSeq and is a predicted model, not a curated record. The coding region runs from base 192 to 1208 and encodes 338 amino acids. Lineage: Eukaryota; Fungi; Ascomycota; Eurotiomycetes; Eurotiales; Thermoascaceae. Gene Ontology annotation, biological process: transmembrane transport. The transcript has 4 exons.